GAUGAUACAUAUUUUGUCUUAAUGGAUAGAGAGUGACAUGUUAGGAAAACCAUGAGAUGGCGCUCAAAACUGUAACAAUUUGUUACAACUGCUGAGGAUUUUUAACAUCUGCAGACUGUCGAAAUACUGCGGCCAUAUUAUCACUGACUUUGACAGCUGCCAGAUGUGAGGUCACUUCCUGUAGACUGGGCACUACAUAUUUACAUACACCUGACAGGUCUGCCUGCUUGUUAUUACAAACCUUUGCAUGAUGAGCUGGGAAAACAUAACGAACAAUGAAAACCAGCCUCUUUAUUCCAAAAAUGCUGUAAUCUACUUUAUGCUGGUGGUCACUGCCUUUGGUUGCCUGGGUAACCUUCUCGUCAUAGUCAUCAUUUUGUGUUUCAAAAAGUUUCGAAAAUCGUCCAUAGCCUUCAUUUGCCAUCAGUGCUUUCUGGAUUUAAUAAGGGGCCUUUAUGGUCUACUCUUCGGAUUUUACUUACUCAACAAUGUGAAUGUACCAUCAUGUAACACUAUCGGAGCAUCCUAUGUUUUGUUUGUGACACUUGCUGCUUAUAAUCUCCUCGCCAUAGUGGUCAAUGAAGAAUGCGAAAUGCAACGACCUUCAACUAACAGGGACAAGAACACCUUCUGCGUUGUGUUCGGUAUCGUGAUUCUCUGGUUUACAUGUAUACUUAUUCACAUGGGAGUAGCGUUCCUACCUAAGGAACCGGAGUAUAUCCCUGGGGUGGGGAGUUGCAUAUUUUCCUAUGGAACACCUAGCAACCUUGUUCUCCAUGUUUUAUGGAUAAUUCUGGUAUCCAUGGCAAUAUUUCUGACUCUGCUUCACUUCCUAUCCAUGUACUGCAGAAUCCGUUUCAAAGCUAGGAGUCUGAAAUGGGCUCUUAUUCACCGAUCAUUGCUGCGAGACGUAUUUACAAGCAAUGAAAACGAGGAACUAGACCCGAAACUGGUUCAAAAGAGUUGCCAUAGCAACAACCUCUACACUCAUCUUUACCUAAGGAGAAUUAAGAUUCUAACACUUAUGGUUGUGACAUUUAUCUUGUUUUGGUACCCAUUGUUUCUACUUACAAUAAUAGACCACAACUUUUCAUCCUCCGUCCAGAUUUACAAAGGCCUGACAAUCCUGUCCUGGUGCCACCCUGCUACCACACCAAUCUUUACAUUCCUUAUUCUACAUGACAUGUCCAACAAAGAUGGCCUCAUGAGCAGAAUAUAUUCAAAUGUGUAUCCCAUGAUGCAACUGUACCAUGAUCCAACCAAUCAUCCGAUUGUUUGCAAUGACUGGGGACCAAUGAACUCGGGGAUACUAAACACACACUUCUCCACAGCAAAUACACCUAAUGACCUUAGUUCAAUGGAUGACCUUGAAGGUGAAAGUUUGCUGCAUAAGGUCAAAGACAGUGAAGAUAUUGACGAAACCUCUCUUGUGAUCAGCAAUGAUGUAUACAGCACCAUACAGACACCAAUCGUCAUUGAAGAGUGGGACUGUUCCCCUACCAGUCCAGGAAAACAACGCAAACAAUGAACCAUCUUCAUGCAAGGCCACAAUAAUAUGUGUUUAUAAAAAUAGAUGUUGUAUUUCUGAAGAUAUUUUUUCUUUUUCUUUUUUUUUGUUUGAAAUUCUGUGGGAUAUUCAUCUUCCGCCGGGAGACUGGGGGAUGGAUAAAAAUCGCGGGGGUAUUUUUACUCUGUAAGGGAUAUGUCAUGUAUUUUACUGGAUUUUAA
Molecule: messenger RNA, 1728 nt
Organism: Mya arenaria
Lineage: Eukaryota; Metazoa; Mollusca; Bivalvia; Myida; Myidae
Exons: 3
Coding region: 248-1528 (426 amino acids)
Biological process (GO): G protein-coupled receptor signaling pathway, coupled to cyclic nucleotide second messenger; chemical synaptic transmission
Cellular component (GO): dendrite; membrane
Molecular function (GO): neurotransmitter receptor activity; G protein-coupled serotonin receptor activity
Source: RefSeq, a predicted model, not a curated record